This is a messenger RNA of Penicillium brevicompactum, 1890 nucleotides long. RefSeq names its product Zn(II)2Cys6 transcription factor domain-containing protein. Gene Ontology annotation, cellular component: nucleus. The record is from RefSeq and is a predicted model, not a curated record. Lineage: Eukaryota; Fungi; Ascomycota; Eurotiomycetes; Eurotiales; Aspergillaceae. Gene Ontology annotation, molecular function: DNA-binding transcription factor activity, RNA polymerase II-specific; transcription cis-regulatory region binding; zinc ion binding. The coding region runs from base 1 to 1890 and encodes 629 amino acids. Gene Ontology annotation, biological process: positive regulation of transcription by RNA polymerase II. The transcript is spliced from 7 exons.
AUGAGCUCUCCUUUUGACCCGUACGAUGUCGAUUAUGCAGACCUCGAGGAUACCGCCUUGAUGCAUUCGCGAUCAGCCUACCGACGACCACGCAUCCGAAAGUCACGCGGUCGCGGCCUACGGACAAGGAACGGGUGUGUACAGUGCAGAAAGCGACACCUGAAAUGUGAUGAAGUUAAGCCCAUAUGCGGGGCUUGUUCCAGAAAGGACAAUGCCUGCGAGUUCGUUAGCUCGGGCCGCCCCAGCACCAGCUUUUCGGUCUCCGAUAGGGACUUCACAAAGACUGGUCCCGACUUAUGCGCGGAGCAGAUACCAUCACCUGUGGAAAACACCGAGCAUCCGGGUCUGGCUCGGCACUCGAUACCAACCCCUCCCCCCACCCUUGAGUUUGAUCAAUCGACGACAAACCAACUCAAUUCAGACGAAAGCCCAUUCGCUAUUCCAGAAAAUUAUCUGUCCCCGUCAAACGCAUCGUUUGCGGCUGUACGAUGGUUCGGGUUACUUGCAAAUGAUGCGGCUCGGGAUAGUUCAACAGUGUGGUCCAUCCAGAAUUCCUGGGCGAAUCAAAGUCUCUCGCUGGACAAUACCAGCUCUGACGAUCAAACUCAACUAACCUCGCUCCAACAUGCAACCCAAGUGCUCGACGCCCCUGCUGCCAUAUACAGGAGUCAUGACCUGACACAUGUCGGGGCACCGGGGGAGAAUGCGCUCGAAGAAGCGCAUAUCUGGCAGUCGCGGGAGCCAAUAGAGCUUUUAUCAGCUGAGCAGACCUUGUUUGGACAUUUUGUAGAUCGAGUGAGCCCCUGGAUAGAUCUUUUCGACCCUAUGGCCCGAUUUUCCACGACCGUUGCGCAUCUAGCUAUACACAAUGCUGGCCUGAUGAACGCUAUACUCGCUCUUGCGUAUCGGCAUUUAGCUUUGAACCCACACCUUGAUGAUCAUAACGCCCCAAAUAAAGAGGACUCGGCUCUUCAGUAUUAUUAUCAGACUCUCCACUAUGUCCAAAAGGCCAUGCAAUACUCCGCUUACAAAAGAAGUCUGGAGCUACUCGCAACAACAUUGAUAAUAUCCGCUUACGAAAUGCUUGACAACUCCACGAAAGAUUGGGAGAGACAUCUCGAGGGAGUCUUCCUUAUACAAAGAUCACAGACCAUCCAUGGGGAAUCUGGGGGGCUGCAUUCGGCUGUUUGGUGGGCGUGGCUUUGUCAAGACAUCUGGGCGGCUUUCCGCGAGAAACGCAAGACCCUUACAUUUUGGGUCCCACAGAAACCACUGGCUGUCUUGUCGCCAUAUGAGCUCGCCGCACGCUCAAUAUACAAUACUGCCAAGGUUAUCAGCUACUCCUCGGAGACCGCGACUGAGGCAGAUAUUGGACCCAGAGCGGAAGAGGCAACCCGCCUCCGCAAAAUGCUAGGUGAAUGGAAACAGCAUUUGACCAUCGAGUUUAAUCCACUGCCACUCGGCUCACGACAGCAUUCGUCGCACUUUCAGCCAAUCUGGAUUCAUCCGCCUAUAUUUGCCGUGGCGCUUCAAUUCUUCAGUAUAUCAAAUAUUCUAUUGCUUGCUCAUGAGCCUAGCUUAGGAGGUAUGGAGCAGUAUCUCGAGCGACAAAGUGUGAUCAAGCGCUGCGUAGAGAAUGUGUGUGGCAUUGCCGCUGCGCUCAAAGAUGCCCCGUCUAGUCUGAUGUCAUCCCAAGCCGUGUAUAUCGCGGGGAAAUUUACCCAAGACCGCCAUGCCCGGCAAGCUAUCCUCGAGCUCCUCGAAUCCAGUCGUGGGCGGAGCGGUUGGCCGAGUCGACCUCUGGGCGAGGAGCUGCAGAGCUUCUGGGAAGAUCAUGAUCGCACAAAAACCGCAAAUUCCGCCAUGUUGGACAUGAGCUUGAUUUUUUAA